AUAUGUAACGAGCAAUGAAAAAGUUUGAGAAUUAAAAAAGAUUAUGUUCAUUGGUAUUUAAAAAAACAUAAGAUUAUUCAUCACGGAACAUUGUAAUGAAUAUCUGAUAUUGUUCGUAGUUGUUUAAUGUAAUUAUUGAGUAGUACACAAUGUCAAAGACGACACGCUCGCCUAAACGCACAUACAUACACAUUAUACACAGAGAGAAUGAGAAUGAGUGAGUGAGUGUGUAUGUGUGUGUGUGUUUGUGUGUGAGAGAGAGAGAGAGAGAGAGAAAGGGAGGGUGAGAGAAAAUGUAAAUGCAAAGUGAAAGAGCACAGGAAUGAGCGAGAGUUUAAAAAUUUCAUAUGUAUAAUUUCUGUUUUCUUAUUUCUGUUUAAUUUUUGUUUCUUCUAUCCUUCCUUCUAUCUAUCCCUUCCUGCAACAUGUUCAGGCCACCCUGUCGGAAGAAGCUAAGGAAGUAUACAACAGUUUGGUGGAGACGCCAACGUUGGAAAGUGCCGGGGAUACGAAUCCGUUGCGAAUGUUGCGUUCUGGACUGCCGAUAAUGAGGUCCAGAAUUCGUGGGAACAAGCAUGCUACAUUGGGGUACCCUGUAUCACUAUCGCAGUCGCAAUCGGAAGACUAUGCGUCCGGCGAUCACUUUGAAAUGCAUCACAGCGGUGCAAAGACUUUGCCCAAGAUGCGAACAUCUCCGUCGUCUCACGCAAUUCUACCCCUGCCGCAAUCACGCAUUCUUGAGAGAUAUCAUUCCGUGGAAAUAGAGAAUAACCAGAAUCAGAGUAAUGUUGACGAGAAUCCGAUACCUCUGCCGCCUCGGGAUCGUUCUAAAAUGCUUCAGCCCAAGUCCAGCUUGCCGCGACACCAGAGAAAGCAUCCCCUGAUCAUACCCGGUGGCGGUGUCACUAGAACACUAGCUAAGAUGGCGGUAACUGCGCCGUCUGUUGAGGAUCAAGUGGACGGACAUUUCAUGUUGCAGCAUUCUAAUGAGGCAAUUCCCGGAAUCUCGCUACAGGACAACUGUCUCCCGGAAACUUCUGCUAAUAGCCCAGAAGAAUUUGAACAGCGUAUAGAUUCUGAAUUGGCCGCACUGGAUUCCUUACCCGUUGAAGAAAGCCGACUUCGACGAUGUAGCAUGAUCUCGGAGGAUUUGCUGGAGUUCUCGGACAACUUAAUCGACUGUGGUGAUACGUUGGAUUUAUGUCAAAACGUCUCGAAAGAAAUGAGCAUUGACGGGCAAUCGAAUAGCUUAUCAAACACUAUGAUCGACAAUUUACGCGAGAAGAUCAGCGGCGAAUCGAAGUGCUCUAUAAAAAAUAUCGCUUCUAAGGUACAAGAGAACGUAGGAGUAGAUCUAAGCCGAAAUCCGACAGCGAUUAGCAGUUCUUGUAAAUCAGAAAACUGGAACAAAAUGAAUCCCUUGAUAAGAACACAAAUUCCAUUUGUAAGAGCACAACAGACUCGGUUAAAUUAUUCCUCACAAACAAACGAAGAGAUCCUGUCUAAAUCUGAGAUUUCUCACCGCGAAGAACCUCAAAUGCAUAUUAACACAAGCGACAAUUUUCAUUCGAUCGUUCCUACAAAAGUCUAUUGUUUAUCCAACGAAAAAGCAUCUAGCAGUGACGUCGCUCAGAGCGAUCUGUCGCGACAAUCGGAUCACGUCUCUUGCGAGGAUUUGUUAGAGUUUGCUUGCGAUGGACCGAAUACGCGAAGAACACGUGGGCCCCGUAAUGGAGAACAAUCUGACGAAGUGCGAAUCAUGCUGAAGGUAUUGCAUGAACAGUCAACUCCCGAAUCCUGCAUUGCCGCGUUAAAUGUUACCGAAUGGGACGUUCUAGCAGCGAUCAAACUAGAACGACUUCAAAAUUUACUAAAAAAAGAGAACAAUUUUGUCGGCCUCGAAGAUUGCAAGGUGAUGUUGAAUCAAUGUGGUGGUGACGUCGUUAAAGCAGUCGCGCUGCUGCGAAGCACGGACGACACCACCGCAGUUUAGUUUCCGAUUUCAAUAUGUUAUUAGUAUACUCUGCAAAUCAUUACUUGCAGAGGACAUAUGAGAAUUGAUAGAAAAGUUUUUGCGGUAUUCCCCGUUUUUUCUAUAAUGCUGCAAUUUUUUUCUUUAAUAUCACAACGUCUUAAAAUUUUUAAAGAAAUACAUAUUCUAUUUUUAUACAAAAGUAUCAAACUAAUAAAAUUGAUAAAAUUAAAAAAGUCAAACGUAAUAUAAAAAGUAAGUUUUUUGUAUUUUUCAGUUUUAUUUAAUUUUUUUUACAGUUUGUGUAUAGAUUUGUCUUGUAAUUGCUUCCACCAUCAACGACGAAGAAGAUAAGUUAAUUUUAAAUAAGAAAUACAAUCCCAAAA
Messenger RNA from Monomorium pharaonis (pharaoh ant), 2358 nucleotides. RefSeq names its product activated Cdc42 kinase-like. NCBI's taxonomy places the organism in Eukaryota, Metazoa, Arthropoda, Insecta, Hymenoptera, Formicidae. The record is from RefSeq and is a predicted model, not a curated record. The coding region runs from base 524 to 1993 and encodes 489 amino acids. The transcript has 2 exons.